This is a messenger RNA of Boleophthalmus pectinirostris (great blue-spotted mudskipper), 2029 nucleotides long. RefSeq names its product zinc finger protein 436-like. The transcript has 6 exons. The coding region runs from base 494 to 2029 and encodes 511 amino acids. The record is from RefSeq and is a predicted model, not a curated record. NCBI's taxonomy places the organism in Eukaryota, Metazoa, Chordata, Actinopteri, Gobiiformes, Gobiidae.
CCCGAACGGAACUGGCUUUGUUUACUUCCAUUCACUGAUCAGAAUCUGAACAAAUCCCUCGAACCUCAGACUCACGCGUUUCCCGCAGUCACACGCGCUUCGGCUGCAAACAUCAAACCGUCCCCGCACUUUUCACGCGGUCUGACCCAAAACCGAAGCGCACAGAUGCAGCUCUGAGGCUCGGGAGGCUCGGUCCGAUAGUCCGGGUUUGGACCUGGGUUUGGACCUGGGUUUGGACCGAAGAUAAACGCUCCUGGACCUGGUUUGGACUCGAGUUUGGACCUGUAAAAGCUCGGUUUUUGAGUCCGGUCGCCACCCGGGUUGGACCUGGGUUUGGACCUGUGAAGGCUCGGUUCUUCAGUCUGGUUUGGACCCGGGUUUGGACCUGUGAAGGCUCGGUUCUUCAGCCUGGUUUGGACCCGGGUUUGGACCUGUGAAGGCUCGGUUCUGGAUCUCCGGUUCCCCGCUGCGUGUCGGUUCGGCCCGGGGGCAGAUGGAUGCGCUGCGUGAGUCCGUGCUGGUUCGGCUCCAGGCGGUUCUGAGCCCGGCCCACCCCGCCCUGGACGCCACGCUGCGGGCGGUGCUGGGCUGGAGGCUGGAGGCGGCGGCGCAGGACCUGAUGGAGAUCUUCCAGCGGGCCGUGGAGAAGGUCCAGGCCGAGCUGCACGGCGAGCUCCAGCGGCAGAGGAAGCUCCUGGACACGCUGCUCCAGUCCACCGAGAAAACAGAACCAACGGAACCAACGGAACCAACAGAACCAACGGAAUCUACAAAACCCGAGGAGGAGAGAAGAACACAGGAGCCGCAGCCAGAGCCCGAACACACAGAAAACCGGGACUCGUCUCAGAAAAGCCAGAGGAAACGCGGCCGAAAACCCGGAUUUAAGAUGGAGCGAAAACAGAGCCCCAAAGUCGAGACCUUCACCUGUCACCUGUGCUCCGCCCACUUCAGUCACGUGACCACCCUCUGGAGACACCUGAGGAGCCACCGCAGCGACGCCACCAAUCAGGGAGAAGGAGGGGAGCAGGCGGCCAAUCACAGCAGAGCGCACACAGACUACCUGUACCUGGACACAUCGAACAGUCAAAGCCCCGACAGCCACGAGGAGAGAGGAGACGAGAAAGGAGACAAGGAGGUAGGAGACAAGGAGGUAGGAGACAAGGAUGAUGAAUGGGUCGUGGCCGAACCCGAAGACGACUCUGAGACCGAAACGAAACCACGGAAAAAACGAAAGAAACGAAAACCAGAAACCAAACCAAGAGCCAAGAGGAAAACUGCAGAACAGAAGUCUUCGUCGUCUGAGGGCGUGCAGAAGAGGAAGAGUAAAGGGGGGGGUGUGUGUCGUGUGUGCGGCGCAGAGUUCCACAGGAAGAUGGCGCUGGUGAAGCACGUCAUGUGUUUCCACGGCGACGGCGGCGUGUGCGGUCUGUGUGGGAGGUCAUGUGACACGGAGGCGGCGCUCACGGAUCAUCUGCGGGAACACUACGACGACAACCGCUUCUCCUGCUCCGUCUGCGGGAAGCGUUUCCCGGCGCACGCGUCGCUCUUGAUGCACGAGCGCGUCCACACGGGCGAGAGGCCGUACAGCUGCUCCAUCUGUGGAAAAACCUUUAACCAGGGCGGGAACCUGAAGACUCACCUGAAGAUCCACUCCGGAGAACGUGCCUUCACCUGUCACCUGUGUGGGCGGGGCUUCACCCAGAAACAGACGCUCCACGUGCACGUGCGCUUCCACCUGAAGGAACGCUCCUACCUCUGCCAGGUGUGCGGGAAGGGCUUCAUGCAGCACGUGGACCUGAAGCGUCACAUCCUGGUUCACUCUGGAGAGAAGCCGUACGUCUGCUCCAUCUGCAACAAGAGCUUCCAGGCCAAACGCUCCCUCAACAUCCACAUGAGGGGCCACCAGGGGGCGCCGGGGCCAGAGCCGCCCAGAGGGGGACAGGGCGCCGCCGACGUCGCCAGGGAGACAGAGGGAGUGGGGGUGGGGGCGGAGGUCAGGGGGCGGGGCCGGAGGAGAGCGCGCACGUGA